AUGGCUGUUGAAGAUCAAGAUUUUAAAACCUAUCUGAUGAACAUCCCCCUACCCAUCCCAGUCCAUCCCCAAUUCUUACUCUUGUUUAUAAGCCGAUCAACAAUGUUCUUGAGAUUUGAAAUUAACAGUUAUCAUGAGUAUCGUAGCAUGGGGUUUUACACAUUAAUAACAUUAGUAGACGCUUCUCUCUUCGUUUCACCUGCUAUUGCAUCUUCCUUGUGGGUGUCUGUUCCCUACUCCCUCUUGGAGUUCCUGUCCUCUGUGCCACUGCCGGUCCCUUGGAUUGCUUACUGCCUUUCAGAGCCGGUACAACAGCCGCAACAGCGCCUCCUAUCAGGGCGAUAA
Molecule: messenger RNA, 345 nt
Organism: Trichophyton rubrum CBS 118892
Lineage: Eukaryota; Fungi; Ascomycota; Eurotiomycetes; Onygenales; Arthrodermataceae
Exons: 1
Coding region: 1-345 (114 amino acids)
Source: RefSeq, a predicted model, not a curated record